AUGUCUUUAGGACAGUGUUCUCCAGAUACAAUGCUUGGAGCAACUGAUCCGGGGAAAACUUCAAUCAGGAGCGUGGACCCUGAAACAGGUCUAGGAAUACUCCUCAAUGGGGACGAAAGCACUACAAAUUCCAUUUCAUAUGCUGCUUCUUGCUGUGGCGUCAUCAAAAGAUGGAGUUUCAAACCAAUCACAGCUGGAACAAUUAAAUUUCAAAUUUGGCGACCAACAACGACAACGGGGAUAUAUUCUCUCGUUGGAACCAACUCGUAUUCCGUCACAUCUUCUGAGCUUGAAAAGCAGGUGACUUAUGACGUAUCAGCAAGCGAAAGAAUCCGUGUACAACGCAAUGACGUAUUUGGAUUCUUUACAUCUUCUUUGGCAUCAAUUGGCUACAAAGAUCUCGGAGGAACAGCGUCAACGGUCGCCUACACAAAGUCUAUUACGAUAGGACCAUUGUCUGAGGGUGCCACGUUUGAUUGGAGUACAGGGACAGCACACGUAGACAGACGGGAGUACGCGCUACAGUGCACGCUGGACCCAGACAAUGCAGUAUCUCCAGCUUUCACAAACUUAGAUUACACACUGACUGUCUACGACGAAACUCCACCGGCCACGUCUUUGUAUACGGUUUCCGUCAUCGAGAGCCCAGAGGUUACCAUGACAACGGCCACAACCUUGUUUACGUUUGACUCGAACUCAAAAGUGUUAGUGAGUGCCGGACCGUUGCCGAUAGGGACUUAUGUUUUAGAGUUUGAGCUGUCAUCUGACUGUGGCUACACAGAUUCUAAAUCACUUAACGUCAUAGUGGUCAAUUCACUUCCAAUAAUUUAUGGCAUACCUUCGACCACUUCAAUUCGUGAGGACCACAGUUCUGAAAAAGUUAUGUUUUCUUUCAUCGUAUAUGACCGAUCACUGCCCAUGGAUACGAUCACGUGUAGUUUAGAUGCAACUCCUAGCACAGAUAUUUUUUCAUUGACCGAGGAAGGACCAGGUGGCUACGACAUUAAAAUUAAAGAUUCUCCGAAUUUGGAUUAUAUGGUGGUCCCUGAAUACACUCUAUCUGUAAGUUGUUCUGAUCAAAAGGAUUCCGUCACGGAGGUAUUCACUGUAGAAGUCACUGAAAACAAGGACCCCGAAGCGACAAAUCUACCUGCAUCAAUAGAAUAUAAUGCUCCGGAUUACCUGUCUGGUGACGUCAUCUAUUCUGUAUCAGCAACUGAUCCAGAAAAAGAUUCACUUUCCUUUAGUCUUACAUGUACAACAACACCGUGUCCGUUUGCAAUACACCCAAGAACUGGAGUAAUUACAAUGACUGCAGAUUUGACAUCGAUUGCCGUUUCCAGCCUAGAUCUGCUGGUAACAUUCAGUGAUGGCUACAACACUGUUGGACCUCUUCCUCUCUCUCUGACCAUUGUUGGCCUAAAUUCUCCACCAGUAAUUACAAAUUUACCCGUCAGUGAGCCUAUAUCUAUUCCUGAGAAUUCCCCUCAAUCUUUGUCAGUAUAUCAAAUACUGACGACGGACAACGACCCAGAUGAUGUACAUACAUACACAGCAUCAUUCAGCCCCACUAGCGGAGAGUCUCUUUUUGCGAUCGAUGAAAACAGUGGUUUAAUAUCUACUUCAUCCUCAUCUUACAUUGACUACGAAUCACUCUCAGUUGGAAGCUUUAUUAUGUCAGUUACUGUCUCGGAUGGAACUGGUCAGGAUAUUAAAGAAUUGCAUAUCGAUGUUACCGAUAUCAAUGAAGCUCCAACGUUUAUAUCCAAUACGUUUUCGAUUUCUGGAAACGAAGGAGAGGCUGGAACAAUACUUGAAAGUCCAGACUUUGGCGUCACAGAUCCUGAUGCUGAUUCUGUGCUGUCUUUCUCCAUUGCUUGUUCUGAGUUAAGCAUUGAUCCCAAUACAGGAUCUUUAUCCUUAAAGAGUGAUUACGAUGUGGAUAUUCCUGGAACACCAAUGUCCUUCACGUGCAAUGUGAUUGUGUCCGACGGGGAACUGACGGACACUGCCUCGUUGAAUGUCGUCAUCAAUAACAUCAAUGAUAACACUCCAACCUUUACAACAUCAACGUAUGAGUUCAGUGUGUUCGCUGAUAUUGCCGUUAACGAUAUAAUUGGAUCAGUAACUGCUUCCGAUGAUGAUAUCGGAGAAUUUGGAACAUUUACGUACAGUUUGGAUCAAAUAUCUCUUGGCAUGGAUUAUUUUGGAAUCCAUGAAGGCGGUCAAAUAUAUGUGAAAGAGAGUCUUUUAUCGUUCACAUCUGGAUCAUCACUAACAGUUACUGCAACAGACACCGGAGAUUUAUCGGGUUCCGCGACAGUCACAGUUGUAAUACUGAACAGUCCUCCUGUCAUCAGUAACCUUCCUCUAACGUCUGUCUUGACGGUGCCAGAAAACUCGGGUCUGUCUGCAUCUGUCUUUCAGGUGUUGGUAGAUGACAUCAAUUCCGAUGACACACAUACCUACACUGCAACAAUCAAUCCGGAAAUAGGAUCAUCAUUAUUCAGCAUUGGUGCUAAUAGCGGACUGGUAUCUACUUCAUCCUCUGAUGUGAUAGACUACGAAGAGAACUCUGUACACAGUUUUGUCAUGUCAAUCACUGUCUCAGAUGGAAAGGAUGUGAAUGUUAAACAAUUGCUUAUUGAUGUUACCAAUGUCAACGAGGCUCCAAUCUUUCUACGCGAUAUAUAUUUCAGUUCUGGGAGCGAAGGAGGGGCUGGAACAAUACUUGAAAGUCCAGACUUUAGCGUCACAGAUCCCGAUGCUGAUUCUGUGCUGUCUUUCUCCAUUGCUUGUUCUGAGUUAAGCAUUGAUCCCAAUACAGGAUCUUUAUUCUUAAAGAGUGAUUAUGAUGUGGAUAUUCCUGGAACACCAAUGUCCUUCACGUGCAAUGUGAUUGUGUCCGACGGGGAACUGACGGACACUGCCUCGUUGAAUGUCGUCAUCAAUAACAUCAAUGAUAACACUCCAACCUUUACAACAUCAACGUAUGAGUUCAGUGUGUUCGCUGAUAUUGCCGUUAACGAUAUAAUUGGAUCAGUAACUGCUUCCGAUGAUGAUAUCGGAGAAUUUGGAACAUUUACGUACAGUUUGGAUCAAACAUCUCUUGGCAUGGAUUAUUUUGGAAUCCAUGAAGGCGGUCAAAUAUAUGUGAAAGAGAGUCUUUUAACGUUCACAUCUGGAUCAUCACUAACUGUUACUGCAACAGACACCGGGAAUUUAUCGGGUUCCGUGACAGUCACAGUUGUAAUACUGAACAGUCCUCCUGUCAUCAGUAACCUUCCUCUAACGUCUGUCUUGACGGUGCCAGAAAACUCGGGUCUGUCUGCAUCUGUCUUUCAGGUGUUGGUAGAUGACAUCAAUUCCGAUGACACACAUACCUACACUGCAACAGUCAAUCCGGAAAUAGGAUCAUCAUUAUUCAGCAUUGAUGCUAAUAGCGGACUGGUAUCUACUUCAUCCUCUGAUGUGAUAGACUACGAAGAGUACUCUGUACACAGUUUUGUCAUGUCAAUCACUGUCUCAGAUGGAAAGGAUGUGAAUGUUAAACAAUUGCUUAUUGAUGUUACCAAUGUCAACGAGGCUCCAAUCUUUCUACGCGAUAUAUAUUUCAGUUCUGGGAGCGAAGGAGGGGCUGGAACAAUACUUGAAAGUCCAGACUUUAGCGUCACAGAUCCCGAUGCUGAUUCUGUGCUGUCUUUCUCCAUGGCUUGUUCUGAGUUAAGCAUUGAUCCCAAUACAGGAUCUUUAUCCUUAAAGAGUGAUUAUGAUGUGGAUAUUCCUGGAACACCAAUGUCCUUCACGUGCAAUGUGAUUGUGUCCGACGGGGAACUGACGGACACUGCCUCGUUGAAUGUCGUCAUCAAUAACAUCAAUGAUAACACUCCAACCUUUACAACAUCAACGUAUGAGUUCAGUGUGUUCGCUGAUAUUGCCGUUAACGAUAUAAUUGGAUCAGUAACUGCUUCCGAUGAUGAUAUCGGAGAAUUUGGAACAUUUACGUACAGUUUGGAUCAAACAUCUCUUGGCAUGGAUUAUUUUGGAAUCCAUGAAGGCGGUCAAAUAUAUGUGAAAGAGAGUCUUUUAACGUUCACAUCUGGAUCAUCACUAACUGUUACUGCAACAGACACCGGGGAUUUAUCGGGUUCCGUGACAGUCACAGUUGUAAUACUGAACAGUCCUCCUGUCAUCAGUAACCUUCCUCUAACGUCUGUCUUGACGGUGCCAGAAAACUCGGGUCUCUCGGCAUCUGUCUUUCAGGUGUUGGUAGAUGACAUCAAUUCCGAUGACACACAUACCUACACUGCAACAGUCAAUCCGGAAAUAGGAUCAUCAUUAUUCAGCAUUGAUGCUAAUAGCGGACUGGUAUCUACUUCAUCCUCUGAUGUCAUAGACUACGAAGGGUACUCUGUACACAGUUUUGUCAUGUCAAUCACUGUCUCAGAUGGAAAGGAUGUGAAUGUUAAACAAUUGCUUAUUGAUGUUACCAAUGUCAACGAGGCUCCAAUCUUUCUACGCGAUGGAUAUUUCAGUUCUGGGAGCGAAGGAGAGGCUGGAACAAUACUUGAAAGUCCAGACUUUGGCGUCCUAGAUCCCGAUGCUGAUUCUUUGCUGUCUUUCUCCAUUGCUUGUUCUGAGUUAAGCAUUGAUCCCAAUACAGGAUCUUUAUCCUUAAAGGGUGAUUACGAUGUGGAUAUUCCUGGAACUCCAAUGUCCUUCACGUGCAAUGUGAUUGUGUCCGACGGGGAACUGACGGACACUGCCUCGUUGAAUGUCGUCAUCAAUAACAUCAAUGAUAACUCUCCAACCUUUACAACAUCAACGUAUGAGUUCAGUGUGUUCGCUGAUAUUGCCGUUAACGAUAUAAUUGGAUCAGUAACUGCUACCGAUGAUGAUAUCGGAGAAUUUGGAACAUUUACGUACAGUUUGGAUCAAACAUCUCUUGGCAUGGAUUAUUUUGGAAUCCAUGAAGACGGUCAAAUAUUUGUGAAAGAGAGUCUUUUAACGUUCACAUCUGGAUCAUCACUAACAGUUACUGCAACAGACACCGGAGAUUUAUCGGGUUCCGCGACAGUCACAGUUGUAAUACUGAACAGUCCUCCUGUCAUCAGUAACCUUCCUCUAACGUCUGUCUUGACGGUGCCAGAAAACUCGGGUCUCUCGGCAUCUGUCUUUCAGGUGUUGGUAGAUGACAUCAAUUCCGAUGACACACAUACCUACACUGCAACAUUCAAUCCGGAAAUAGGAUCAUCAUUAUUCAGCAUUGAUGCUAAUAGUGGUCUGGUGAAGACGUCAGCAUUCACUAGAAUUGACUUUGAAUCAUUGUCGAAGAGGACUUCUGUAAUGCAAGUAACUGUCUCUGAUGGAGAAAUGGAAGAUGUUGGCCAGCUGAUACUUGAAAUCGCGGAUGAAAACGAGGCUCCAGUAUUUGGCAGAGACUCAUAUAACGUAUAUGGGAAUGAAGGGAAAGCGGGAGAACUAUUUGGACGAGUUGAAUUUGAUGUGAACGACCCAGAUACUGCGGAUGUUCUACGAUUAGAUUCUUUAUGCCCGGGCUUUGAUUUAGAUUCCAAUACGGGCGAAAUCACCCUGAGUGCUGAUUAUGACGUUGAUGUCCCAGGAACGCCCACAUCUGUUACAUGUGACGUAACUGUCAGUGAUGGACAGUUGACGGACACAGCAUUGUUGGUGAUUGGGAUUAACAACCUUAACGACAAUUCUCCCAUAUUCCACAACAAUUCGUACACAUUUGUAGUAAAGGUGAAUUCAUCCUCUGGAUCAUUUGUUGGAGUUGUUUCGGCAAUCGACAAUGAUGUAGGACAGUUCGGUAUAGUCAAAUAUCAGCUACUUGGAGUGGAAGAACAAAUCAAAUACUUUAAUAUUUCUGACGAAGGGGAAUUGAUGACUAAGGAAGUUUUGCCGAUCGAAUUUUCUUCAAAAGUUUUCGAACUUACAGUUAAAGCAGAAGAUGUAGAUGGAAAGUUUGACAAGGCUUCUAUUUUGGUUUUACUUGAGCCUCCUUCUGAUGUCAUGCCCAUGGUGAACGAUCGCCACCUGACAUUCCUGGAAGAUCCCAAGAACAUUGCUUGGGUAGCUACAGUCGGUGCUGUUUUAGCAUUGUGCGCUGGACUGGCUACGUUUGCCAUUAUUCGCAACGAGAUGACUCGUGUUGCUAAACCAUAUGCAUCCAACAAAAUUGACAAGUGGGUGGAGCCAAGAAAGAAAGGGUCUCCGGUUAGUUUAUCGUACAGCCAAUGGGAGCCAUGGCAUAUUAAGGACUUUUGAAAAGAUGUCAGUACAAUAUGGAAUGUGCGUGUUGGAAAAGAUUAGUUUUACCUUCCUGUUUGAACAACUUAAACUCUUAUUUUCUGACCUGUUUUAAUACCGAUGUACACAUUGAGUGAGCCAGUUUGGAUUUAGGUUGGAUGAGUGAAGAAAGAGUUUAUGUCACAUGAACUGUCACUUGGACUAGUUCAAGAAAUAUUUUACGCUAACAUGACCUUUAAUGACCGAUUUUGAAACAUCUCAGUGCUUUUUUAAUAAGAUAAAUAAAACCAUUUCAAUUGCUUUGUUUUGUAUGUUAUAAGCUAUUCUCUGGUCCUUUCUCUGCAAAUCUAACGGUUGGUCAAAAUAUAAACACACGUAAGCAAUUUGUGACAAUUGACUUGUAUUGUGAUUUAUUCAUCGUCUUGCGUGUAAUAGUUGCACAUAAAGUUUAUGUCUUGAACAGAUUUUGAAUGUCAAACGGGUGUCACCUUCAACUUAAUUAAGAAGGGAUUCGAAAGGAUGUGUUAUGUACCUGUAAAGCCAGAAUUUCAAAUCUUGUACUGUUAUAUCUCUUUUCCGUGUGUGAGUGGGUUGGGGACCUAAAAAUAUAACGAUCAAAAUGAUUUUCCUCCAAUACAUUUAAUAUUUAAUUAAAAAAGUCAACAAAUUCUAAUAUGCAAAUGAACUUUUAUUCCGAGAUAGCAGUUUUUCAGCAACUUUGUUACAGCUUUAAACACAAUCAGGACUUCACAUCCGUA
Molecule: messenger RNA, 7028 nt
Organism: Magallana angulata
Lineage: Eukaryota; Metazoa; Mollusca; Bivalvia; Ostreida; Ostreidae
Product: cadherin-23-like
Exons: 38
Coding region: 1-6288 (2095 amino acids)
Biological process (GO): homophilic cell-cell adhesion
Cellular component (GO): membrane; cell-cell junction
Molecular function (GO): calcium ion binding
Source: RefSeq, a predicted model, not a curated record